Messenger RNA from Callorhinchus milii (elephant shark), 1600 nucleotides. It is a transcript of the gene wdr73, whose product is annotated as WD repeat domain 73. Gene Ontology annotation, molecular function: protein binding. Lineage: Eukaryota; Metazoa; Chordata; Chondrichthyes; Chimaeriformes; Callorhinchidae. The coding region runs from base 416 to 1558 and encodes 380 amino acids. The record is from RefSeq and is a predicted model, not a curated record. Gene Ontology annotation, cellular component: cytosol; spindle pole. The transcript has 8 exons. Gene Ontology annotation, biological process: cytoplasmic microtubule organization.
AGACCGGAAGCCACCCUGGGCGUCGCCAUCUUGAAGCGACGGGCGGUCGCCCGCUGCAUAAAGAAUAAUUGUUAUAUUUCAACGCAGAAAUGUCAGUGACAAAUGUCCGGACUCAACAACUUUUAAUAUAACUGUGAGACAUUAAGCACUGAAUCAUUCAGACACGGCGGGGAGAGACGGCCGGGGUGGGGGUGGUGGGCAUCGCGCUCCGGAGGGCGGUUUCCGGCCGCCAUUUUGGGUUGAAAGUGAGGCGGAGCCGCGAGGUGACUGAUUGGGGAGAAAAGAACCAAACUGAGAGACAAAGAGCAGCAGCAGCGGGUGCCGACGUCCCGCUGUGUCUCGGGGAUUCAGGGCCUGGUGUUGACACGGCGCCUGCUGCUCCGGGACGAUUUGCUUUCGCCCUCCAAUUUCUGGGAUGACCUGUGACCCGGAAGUGGUGGCGGGCGGCGGCGGCGGCGUUACCCUGGAGACGCGGGAUGGAGAGUACAAUGACCUCUAUGUAUUUGAGCUGCAGGAUCCCACCCAGGUCAUCGAGUGGAUUCAGGACAGGAGUGUCUGUGUCGCUGGCUAUGAUACAAAAAAGAGAAAUGAAAUCCUUCAGCUUUCGUUGCCCCCAAAGCUGUGUGCUGGGGUGAGGCAGGGGCUGUGUCCAGAAAGAGAUUUCCGAGUGGAGCACGGUGGCUUCUCCAACCGGCCUGUGCACCAAUUGAAGCACGUUUCAGGGACCAGGUUGCUGGUGAGCGCUGGGCCUCCAGACGCCUCGCUGCUGGUGUGGAGAGUGGGAGCGGAGGAGAGAGACACCAUAGAGUUGGUGAGCACCAUACACAGCCCAGAGGAGACCUGGCCACAGAUAGCCACCAGCUGCUCACUAUCACCCCGCCUGCUCCAUGGCUCACAGCUCAACAACGUGAAGAUCCACGAUGUGGAAACCCAGAAGCUGCUGUUCACACUUGACUCGGCCCUGACAGAGCCGCUCAGCGGGCUGCACCUCACAGACUCCGACACCUUUGUCCUCUGCUCCGCUCGGGAUGGUUGCCUGUGGCUGGGGGACUGGCGGCAGCGCCCGGCUCUGGCUGGAAGCUCAGAGGUGCCCGCUAGUAUGGGCAGGGCCUCCCGUUGGGUGAUGGCCCCGGGGCCGGGGCCCGAUCUGAGCCUCUCCCCCACCGCCCGGCUCUCGUCAGCAGGCAGCUUAGUACUGACAGAUCUGCGGGACUUCAACAAGCCACUGAGCUGCGCUGAGAUGAAGCUUUCCUCACAUUCCCCCAACCCUGAGCACCUGUGUGUGGCCCGGGCUCCCUGCUCACAGGGCUGCCUCUCUGUCUCCGGGUUUGACGGGACGGUACAUGUGUAUGAGAGCAGUGCCUGGACGGUGGCGUCGGGUGAGGUGCAGCCUCUGUUUGUGCACCGAGGCCAUGCGGUGAGAGAUUGCGAUGAUGAGCCCAGCGCAAUGGUCACCAAACACGUGUGGCAUCCGAACAGACCUCACACCAUCCUGUCAGCGGCCACUGACGGCUCCUUCCACAUCUGGAACUGGGUCCAACCAUCCUCCCACAGCUAGUGCUCCACCCCCCAGCUCGGCACUGCUCCGCCCCCCCCCACC